AUGAGAAAGUACUACGUUGCUCUUUUAUUCGAACUGGUAACCGUCAGUUUCGAAUGUGUUUGGCCGGAAGUUGAUGCGCUGUUCAUAGUGGAUUCCACGCCACAAGUCACUUCUUUCCAGCAUCGAGCCGAAAUUGACUUUUUGAGACAGGUCAGUUCAUAAAGAUGUUUUGAAAUGCCUUUUAAAAUUCUAGGUAAUGUCGACCAUGACGAUGAGUUCUUCCAAAGUGUCAAUGGCCCAGUUCACUCCGUGGUCCCGAGUGGAAUGGAGUCUCGCCAACGCGUCCUACCCCGAAUCUCGUGUCCAGGAGAUGCCGUACUGUCCGUGUGAAGCGAAUACAUGCCCGACUACGAGUAUCAACGCGCUAGCAAGAUCUGCAAUGACCCCGGCGAACCGGAAGUCAGUCCCAGAUGUUAUUCUAGUGAUAUCCAAUAGUUAUCAGCCGCUUUUGGAAGUCGUAAGUGACAUACGAGACUACAGUAACCUACCGAGCACUUGCAGCUCCCCAACGAGCCGCUGAUCUCUCCAACUUCUCCACUCCACGUCUUCUACGUGGUCAUCGGCUCGAACAUGCACAUCACCCGAUUCGAGCCGUCCGCCCACACAGUCGGCAUAAAAGUCACCGACUUUGAGUACCUUCCCCAUCUGGUCAACCCACUCUGUCAAAGUGUAAAUGGAUAUAUCAGAGGUCAGUUGUGUUCUUUGUUGAUGUGAUGAUGCUCAAAGUGCUCGCCGUGCUCACCGACCUCCUUCUCUUUCUUUCGGCUCCCCCCGUUGUCAUGGGUGUCGACGAGCGCGCGGGACGAAAGAAAGAGGGAAGCGCAUUCCUUUUUGACCACCAGCACCACCAUCUAUACGAUUUCGUGUAUGGAUGAGUAAGAUAAUUGCUGAUGUUUCGUGGUGGAACUUUUUGAAUUGGAACUCGACGAGUUGCCAUCGGCAAAACGCCGAACAGACCGUUUUCUGGACGGUUCCAUGUGAGUUCCUAGCAAUGCUUUUUCGACGAAGACUUCAAAAACUCUCACUCCCCUUCUGCAGGCACCUCAACCACCCGAUUCGGUCCUCUUUGCUGGAUCAUCAUUGCCGCUAUCCUGCUCUUUUCCAUCGUUCUAGCUUCGCUCCUAGCAUACGCCAUUUACAAUUAUCACGAAGAAAGUAAGUUCUCUCCUUGUUUCCGUCACUCUUUUGCUGACGAAUCUCCUCAUUCAGAUCGUCGCCUGAAACACCGGCUGUCCGAAUCGGAAAAGAGUCUGCGGAAGCAGAACGAGUACUUCACUUCGCAGUUGCAUUCGGAAAUGCAAAAGCAGAUAAUGAACGGCGAGAAGCAUGCGGAGGAGAUCAAGAAGCAGCAGGACGUGAUGCAGGCGCAGUUCGAUCGGCAAUUGGACAUGGCUUAUCAACAGGGCGCCAAGAUUCAGAUCCUUCCCGUUCAACAGAACCAUCAGAUGGAGCCAAUAGGAAAGGUGCCGUCCACUUCACAGACUCACGAUUUACUUUUUCCAGGGGGAGGAAGACGAGACUCCGGUAUUGCGUCACCACCCAGAAGCCCGAAGAAUGUAGAGGUUCAAGUGACUCCCAUUCCGACGCCACGUGCAAAUAAGAACGAGGAGAAGGAAAAGGAGAAAGAGGAAGAAGAACGGACAGAAACAAGUUCUGGAAGCGAGCUAACUGAAAGUAGCAUAGAGGAUUUGGAAGAGCUGAACAGAAGAACCCAUCUGCCGAGGGACCAUCCAGCAAGGAAGCUACCGCCAAUCGACCUGAUGUUCCUGGUCGACACGUCUAGCAGCAUCGGAAUCAACAACUUUGAUAUUGUGAGUUUGAAAAAGAGUCAUGAUCAUACAUAUACCUCCUUUCAGCAAAAGAACUUCAUCUGCGAGAUCCUCAAAGACGUCGACAUUUCGCCCGGACGGUCCCGAGUGGCAAUGGUCCAGUACGCUCAAGAUCCGACCGUCGUCUUUGGUUUCGAUCAGUUCUACUCGUUUGAAAGUGUCCGAAAAGGAGUAAUGCGUCUCUCGUACACCGGCGGAGCCACAAUGCUCUCUAAAGCACUGGCAUUCGCUGGAGGAAUCAUGUAUCAUGAGCAGAAUUUGAAGAAACCGCACAAGAAGCAUCAGUAUCUACCUACACCGAAACAUGACAGACUUCAGGUACUAUUUCCCGGUUAGUUUUCCUUCAACUAAAGUUCUGUGUUCAGAUCCUGUGCCUAGUCUCCGAUGGCUAUUCAGAUGACAAUGCGGACAAGGAAAGUGUGCAUCUUCACGAUCGACUCCACGUGAAAAUCUUCGCCGUGGUCACCAGAUCGUUCAACAAGGACAAACUGGUCCCGAUCACCCGGUUCGACGGCUCCGUGUUCACAGUUCAUCAGCGGGAGAGCAUUGCGAUUUGGUUGUGGCGGCAGCAGAGGAUAUGGGCGGAAAACUACAGUGCUUUCAUUGAGAAGGAGAAGAAAAGAAGUGCCCGAAAAUGA
Molecule: messenger RNA, 2467 nt
Organism: Caenorhabditis sp. 36 PRJEB53466
Lineage: Eukaryota; Metazoa; Nematoda; Chromadorea; Rhabditida; Rhabditidae
Source: the annotation of a GenBank genome assembly